Fukomys damarensis (Damara mole-rat) is the source of this 870-nucleotide messenger RNA. Its product is annotated as zinc finger protein 449-like. The transcript has 5 exons. Bases 319 to 870 code for a protein of 183 amino acids. The record is from RefSeq and is a predicted model, not a curated record. Lineage: Eukaryota; Metazoa; Chordata; Mammalia; Rodentia; Bathyergidae.
GCGAUGCCGUGAAGGGGCGUGUUUUCCUCACCUUUGGGGUUUGGAACCUGCUGCUUCUUGUCGCGGAGCUGGCAAAGGGGAUAGAAAUCACGACCUUGUGCUUGCCAGGCUGGAGCUGUGCUGCUGAGCUACAUUCCCAGCCUUCUUCCCAAUAUUUUCAGUCUACCUCUGGUUGAAUCUGAGGUGGUGGAUUCAACCGCACGGAUACAGCCGGCCAAGUGUGCACACACCCCUUCCGGGUGAUUUCAGAGAAAAACAAAGUAGAAGCUAAGCCUCGGGCUCCAAUCAACAGUGAACAGCUGAGAAAGCACCAUCGCCAUGGAACGGGGUCGUGAGAUGCAGGCCUCCUUGCUCUCCGUGGAGGAUCCCAUGCAGCAGGACACUGACACUGACUGUGAGGUCUCCCGCAUGCAAUUCAGACAUUUCAAGUACAGUGAAGAAGAAGGCCCAUGGGAAAACUUCAACAGACUCUGGGAACUUUGCUGUCAGUGGUUGAAACCAAAAGUACGCUCCAUAGAACAAGUCCUGGAACUGCUCGUGAUGGAGCAGUUCCUCACUGUUCUGCCCACAGAGAUAGAGACGUGGGUGAGCGCGUAUGCCCCAGAGAGUAAAGAGAAAUUAUUUGCACUGAUAGAACUCUUACAAAGUGAAAGUGAGCCAGCAGGACAUCAGGAACUGAUGCCAUUUGGAAUGGUAUCACCACUACCAGCAAUUAGCCCGGAGCCACCUGCACUGCUGUUAAUGGGACAAGUCCAGGAGUUCCCAGUGCCAGGACCCUGGAAUCCACAGGCGGGCCCGCGGGAGCUGAACUGCGGUGAGGCUGACAAAUCUCUAACCUUUCCGGACCCCGAGCCCGAUCCACAUCUUUAG